GAAAACUGGUUGGCUGGGAAUUGGAUAAAGAAAAAUCUCUGCUCCUUCAAAGAAAAAAAAAUGGUGACUCUUUCAUGUUCAUCUUCAUCCCCAUCAAUGAAUUAUUACCAGUAUCAAACCUUUUUGCGCUUGCCACGUGUCCCUUCAAACUCUUCUAAUCUUCUUAAAGGUCCCAAGAAAAAUGGAAAUUCAGUUAUUUUUUGCUGCAAUAACAGUGUACCUGAUUCAAGAACAGGUGUGCAAUUUAAAGGAGAAUGUGUAACCAAGAGAAGAGAGCUCCUACUACAGGCAGGCUCUGUUGCAUUUUCUCUGUCCGCCUUUACAUCGAUUGCAUUGGCAGAGAACGAUGUCGCGGAAGAUUUUCGUGUUUAUUCAGAUGAUGUCAACAAGUUUAAGAUAAUGAUACCUAGUGAUUGGCAAAUAGGUGCGGGAGAAGGUGAUGGAGUGAGGUCACUCAUAGCUUUCUAUCCUCGAGAAGCUUCUAACUCAAAUGUCAGCAUUGUAAUCACAAGCCUUGGUGCUGAUUUCACCAAGUUGGAAUCUUUCGGGAAAGUUGAUGCUUUUGCUGAGAAUCUGGUUAGUGGAUUCGACAGAAGCUGGCAAAGGCCGCCAGGAGUGAAAGCAAAACUCAUAGAUUGCAAAGCCUCCAAAGGGUUGUAUUACAUCGAGUACACUCUCCAAAAUCCCGGUGAAAGUCUCAGACAUCUAUUCUCAGUGCUUGGGAUAGCUGACAAUGGGGUUUACAAUAGACUCUAUACUCUCACUGGACAGUUUGUAGACGAGGAGGCAGAGAAAUACGGUGCCAAAGUACAGAAGGCUAUUUCUUCUUUCAGAUUCAUAUGAUGACAUAAUAGAGAGCGCGAUAUCACAAAUUUUGGCUGGUUUUUCUAGUUGGUGAAUGGCAAACAUAGUCGAGAGCACGAUAUCACAAAUUCAAGUUCUGGUUUAAGGUAAGGUAUAUAUUAUGACGACUCGGGAAAAAGUGGAGUUGUAGGCAUGAACCAGCAACUUGAUCAAUGUUUUUUUUUUUUGAUUAAGACUAACUUGGUCAAUGUUAGAGUUAGUAUAUGCAUAUAGUUAUACCAAAACUGUAUGGAUUGUUUCGAUAAAAAUAUGUCUUUGGUGCAAAUGUCAUAUGCCCCAAAUUCUUGAACCUCAAAAGAAUUUGGUGCUCAAGUUUUGAUUAUAUAUUUGUAUUCUACUCAGAA
Solanum dulcamara is the source of this 1208-nucleotide messenger RNA. Its product is annotated as psbP domain-containing protein 3, chloroplastic. Gene Ontology annotation, biological process: photosynthesis. The record is from RefSeq and is a predicted model, not a curated record. Gene Ontology annotation, cellular component: photosystem II oxygen evolving complex; extrinsic component of membrane; photosystem II. The transcript has 10 exons. Lineage: Eukaryota; Viridiplantae; Streptophyta; Magnoliopsida; Solanales; Solanaceae. Gene Ontology annotation, molecular function: calcium ion binding. Bases 61 to 843 code for a protein of 260 amino acids.